AAGGCAUGCGGAUUCUCCGAAUCUUCCACUUCCCGUCCCGCCAACUCUCUCGUCUCGCUUCUUCCUCCUCUCUAUCCCUCUCUAUCCUUCGCAGCCGGGUGAGAGUUCGUCCCUGCAGACCCCUGUUCUCUCUUUUAGCUUUCACCGUUCUAGAGGCCGUUUCUCUUCUUGGACCGACGUGGGGCGUCUUAGAACCCCUCUGCGAAAUCCUUGCCAUUACAGAACCCUUUUUAUCGCUUCGUGCUGGGCGGUUGUAGAGUGUCGUUUGCCUCUUCAGUUUCCGUAAAAAAUUCCGUUCUUACACCAUUCUUCCCUCAGACGAGUGCCCGAGCACCCUACCGAGUCUGAUAAUAAGAAGGGGGGACUAAAAAAAGUGACGCUGCCUGGUUACGUGCCAACUCCGUUUCAAUCUGCCUCUGUUUCAUGCGCACUCCAUAGUUCUGCACAGUCAGAAGGACGCCGUCUCCCUCGGUUCCUAUCCGAAAGAGGCUUUUGGGGAGUGUCGAACCACGUGGAGGCGGAAGGAAAUUCGUCGCGGAGAACAAUAUCCACCGAGCAAGCGAUGGAGGGUCGCGAUCGCGACUCUGAUCUUACCGAUGGCCAAGAAGACGAAAGCCCAUUCUCGAGCCCCGCUGAGAGUCCCCUGGAGCACAAUGAAACCGAUGCGAUGUUUCCCUCUACCACACAGCCUCCUUCACUCCGCACCGUAUCUCCUCAAACAAUGACUCCGUCUUCCACCCCCCUUGGACAGAUCAAUGCCGCCAGAAGACCUCCCCCGGUUCCUACAGCCGGCCAAUCGAGCGGUCUGAGCCAGGACAUACAGGCAAAGAUGAAGGCUUUCUCUCUUUCGCGACAAGGAGGAAGGUCCGGACAGAAUACUCCAUCCUCUCUUUCUUCUGGAGGAAGUAGUUCUGUUGGGACACCAUCAAAGGGAGCCUUGGUUGGUGGCAUUAAUACCAAUGUUUUGGGUGGAGGUCCUGCGCUGGCUGGUCGCUUUCCGGGCGGCUUGUCCAACGCCGGAUUGUCGCCCACCGGCCGACCCCAACCGGGAGGCUGGACUUCCAUGCCUUCUCCUGUCGGUCGCACUGCAACAAUGACCCCCAAGCUGGGAGGUCUGGCGGCCAAGCGUGGCUUGAAGCAAACCAUGAAACUUUCCGACGCUGGAGGCACUCGUCCGGCGUUCAGAGCCCCCACCAGUUUACCGGAAGGGGUAACGGGGCCUCAUUCAAAGGCUCACUUUGCCCAGACACAAUCUGGAUUCAACAAAUACUCUGAGAUCAUCGAUACGAAGGCAGGGACGAUCAGAUUCAAGGACAAGGCUGUUAUCCACGGUGGUGGUAUUGAUUUCACAGGUGGCCACAGUUUCAGCAUCUCGUUGGAUGAGGUUGAGACGCUGGAUGAAUUGGGCAAAGGCAAUUACGGUACUGUUUACAAAGUUCGCCAUUGUCGACCGCGCCUUCGAAGACCUGGCCUUGGACUGAGGGGUUCUAUGGCGCCGCAUAGUGUCCAUCAAGCCGAAAACGCCCCAAAUUCAGAGGAUGGCGAGACAGACCAGCUUUCUAACGUGGUUAUGGCAAUGAAGGAAAUUCGCCUUGAACUGGACAAGUCCAAGUUCACCGCGAUUAUAAUGGAAUUGGAUAUCCUCCAUCGCUGCGUGUCUCCCUUUAUCAUCGAUUUCUAUGGAGCUUUUUUCCAGGAGGGAGCCGUGUAUAUCUGUGUCGAAUACAUGGAUGGAGGUUCCAUGGAGAAGCUGUACGGCGACGGCGUUCCAGAGAAUAUCUUGAGAAAGAUAGCCCUCUCGACGAUAAUGGGACUGAAGUCUUUGAAAGACGAACACAACAUCAUACAUCGCGACGUUAAGCCGACUAAUAUACUCAUCAAUACCCGAGGCCAGAUAAAAAUAUGUGAUUUUGGAGUCAGUGGAAACUUGGUUGCAAGCAUUGCCAAAACAAAUAUUGGAUGCCAGAGUUACAUGGCCCCAGAGCGGAUCGCAGGCGGAGUUCCUUCUGCUGGACCCGACGGCGGAACGUACAGUGUGCAAAGCGACAUCUGGAGUUUGGGGUUGUCGAUUAUUGAGUGCGCCAUAGGGCGAUACCCCUACCCACCUGAAUCAUAUAACAACAUAUUCAGUCAACUAAAUGCAAUUGUCCAAGGAGACCCACCAACGCUUCCAGAUGAAGGCUUCUCAGCCAACGCCAGAGACUUCGUUCGCUGUUGUCUGAACAAGACUCCCUCCCUUCGACCUACAUAUGCCACUCUCCUCCGACAUCCAUGGCUCGCUGAUUUGUUGGCACCACCUGCUUCUUUGCUGGGCGGAACAGAAGGUGGAGCUGCUGCUGAAAUCAAUGCAACCGACAGAAAGGGUAAAGGACCACUCUCAGCAGCGGAAUUCGACACCGCGGACGAAGAAGUUGCUGCCUGGGUCAAAGAAGCCCUGGACAAACGCAAGCGUGGCGUCAUGGGGCGCCAUGCCCAACCGGCUCUUCAUAAAGUUGCUCUCGAUGCGGUGCCCGGCAGUCCACUUCUCGACGACCCGGCCAAUUUGAUGGCGGCUCAACAGUAAAUUCUAUAUCAUAACGAAGUGCUACUCUUUUUGCCGACACUAGCUAGGAGAAGAAAAAGGGGUAUCGCGUUGAGGGAGCAAGCUCACGAAUGACCUUGGUGACCAUGAGAAGCCGAUGGCGGGACAGACAGAUGCCGGUCAUUUGUACUCUCACCACGCCCUUACUCUUUACCCUCUCCCUUGGAAAUGAUGCCGACGCUCUCUUCUUUUCUCUCGCUCUCUUUUUGUUUUUUCUGAAUUGCAUCGGCAUCUGGUAAGGAUUACGUUUUCUAUAUUCCUCCGUCAUGUUGUUGUCUUGAGAGAUUAUUUUGUUUUCUUGUUUUGAUCUGGUGGCAGCCUGUCUGCAUUUAGCAUCAUUAUCAUUGUUUAUUUCCAGGCACUAAAAAAAUCCCUCCUUUCCUUUGCAGGUGCUUUAUGACGGCACUUCUUUGCCUUUUCCUUUCCCUUUUUAUUUUUUACCCCUUUCCCCGGUGCUUGUUGACGUAUGAUUCAAGGCGCUUGUCUUUUGUCUGUUCGUAUCUGCCGUGAUGAUAUUAUGUGGAGUACGUCCUGUACCUAUGUAGUUAGGUGCCGGAAACUCGACACUUUACGCCACUUUGGGCUCAGCGUAUAGCCAUGUGUCUCCAAACCUUUCUUGCAAAGUCUUGUAUAUUUAUGUAGUGUGUAUGUGUGUAGGUAUGUAUGUACACUUUUGUGGGGGUGGCAACGUUGGGUCGCACAGGGAGGAGUCGUGUAACCACCUGAGCAAAGUGGAAAUAUAACUGGAUUAAGUAUUUUCUUCACGUC
Messenger RNA from Coccidioides immitis RS, 3349 nucleotides. RefSeq names its product STE/STE7 protein kinase. The coding region runs from base 563 to 2563 and encodes 666 amino acids. The transcript is spliced from 2 exons. NCBI's taxonomy places the organism in Eukaryota, Fungi, Ascomycota, Eurotiomycetes, Onygenales, Onygenaceae. Gene Ontology annotation, molecular function: MAP kinase kinase activity; ATP binding. The record is from RefSeq and is a predicted model, not a curated record. Gene Ontology annotation, biological process: MAPK cascade; protein phosphorylation; cellular hyperosmotic response.